AAAAAAAAAAAAAACCAAAAAACGCUGUUUGAAAUUCUGGUAAUAUGCUUUCUUCACGUGUCUCUGUUUUUCUCUGACUUAUCUUUCAGAGUUAUGAAGGGAAAAAGUAAGACAAAAACAGUGUGCUACAUUUAAUGCCUGAUUUUAGUUUCCCAGCUGCUUGCCUUUUAUAAAAGAUUGUAUCUCACAGCUGGAAACUCACAGAACCCUCCUAUCAUAAAAAGGUAGAAAGACAUGGCCAGACGAGUUAACAAAAGUUAUUUCUGUACUCAAAGAUGGAAUUGAAGAGGUAUCAGAAGUAACUUGAAACUUUAGUCAACUUUGGUUAAAAUUGCUGUUAAGAAGUGGCAGCACACUGCUUCAUAUGGUCAGCAGAAUCAACAGAGGAUCACGAAAAUCUGUCAGGGAAUUUGGGUAGACAUUCAUCUGCUGGUUUCCAGGGAGGUCUUUGCUGCUAUAGAGAUGCUCUUACCCCUACCUGAGCUACCCAGUUUAAAACAUUGCUGCCUACAUCAAGUACACCCACACUUCUGGCCUCAGUUUAGACACAGAACUGUCUCUCAAGUUAACUCAUUCUGGUUGGAGCGAGGCAUUUGGUAGCUUUCACCUCAAUCAACUGCUUGGAUUUAGAACUGUGUGGGUGCCUAAUUUUAACACAGUAUGUUAACUCCUGUGAAAAUGUCCUCAUGGGAUUCUAGUUUGAGGCAGUCUGGGUUUUUUCCAGUUCCUAGUGCAUGUAAAAGUGAAGACCAAGCUGGACAGAAAGAGGACAGGAUAAAUGGUGAGCUGUUAAAUCUGAAUUCCACCCUGUUGCUAUUGCCAGUGCGUCAGAGAGGCUCAUCCCAUGGUGUCUGACAGAAGGACUGCUGGUAAAUAGUUAUUCUUUUAUCUUGACUGAAGGAGAGCCCUGUUCUCAACUGCGAAUAUACCAGUACACUGUGUAUGUUUGAAUGAUCUCCUCUGGUCUGUGAGAGAUGUUAUAUUUUGAGGAAAAAUAUGAAUUUCUUACUAGAAAAGAGUAAACAAGCAGAAGUUGGAGGAAUCCUUGUGUUCCAGUACUGCCUUCUUUUGUGUGAUCCAUAUGAAGGAGUAUAGAGUAGAAGGCCUUUUAAUGCCUCAGAACUUAAAGCGAGCUCCUAUGCUGUCAUAGACUGUGAUCAAGCAAGAAAGGAAGUCAGUGUCCGCACCGGGGGAGUGACAGAUAAGUCAUCAAGAAAGACUUACACAUUUGAUAUGGUUUUUGGAGCUCAGGCAAAGCAGAUUGAUGUAUACCGAAGUGUUGUGUGUCCCAUUUUGGAUGAAGUUAUUAUGGGCUACAACUGUACAGUGUUUGCUUAUGGCCAAACUGGUACUGGUAAGACCUUUACAAUGGAAGGGGAGCGGUCACCCAAUGAAGAAUAUACUUGGGAAGAGGAUCCGCUAGCAGGUAUCAUACCUCGUACAUUGCAUCAAAUAUUUGAAAAACUCACAGAGAAUGGUACAGAAUUUUCAGUGAAAGUCUCUCUUUUGGAAAUCUAUAACGAGGAGCUUUUUGAUCUUCUGAAUCCUACUCCUGAUGUCGGAGAAAGACUGCAGAUGUUUGAUGAUCCUCGAAACAAGAGGGGUGUAAUUAUUAAAGGCUUGGAAGAAGUAACUGUACACAACAAAAAUCAAGUUUAUCAAAUCCUGGAAAGGGGUGCAGCCAAAAGAACAACUGCAGCUACUUACAUGAAUGCAUAUUCCAGCCGUUCCCACUCUGUGUUUUCAAUUACCAUCCAUAUGAAAGAAACAACAGUGGAUGGAGAAGAACUUGUUAAAAUUGGAAAGCUAAACUUGGUUGAUCUUGCAGGAAGUGAAAACAUUGGUCGAUCUGGGGCAGUUGACAAAAGAGCUCGUGAAGCUGGAAAUAUCAACCAGUCUCUGCUGACACUAGGAAGAGUUAUUACUGCUCUAGUGGAAAGAGCCCCUCAUAUUCCAUACAGGGAAUCUAAACUCACAAGAAUCCUUCAAGACUCUCUUGGAGGACGGACAAAAACAUCAAUAAUUGCCACAAUUUCACCUGCAUCUAUAAAUCUUGAGGAAACAUUGAGUACAUUGGAGUAUGCCCAUAGAGCAAAGAAUAUCAUGAACAAGCCUGAAGUUAAUCAGAAGCUAACAAAAAAAGCUCUUAUUAAGGAAUACACUGAAGAGAUUGAGCGUCUGAAACGAGACCUUGCUGCUGCUCGAGAGAAAAAUGGAGUCUAUAUUUCUACUGAAAACUAUGAAGCCCUUAAUGGAAAGCUGACGGUUCAGGAAGAACAAAUUGCAGAGUAUAUUGACAAAAUCAGUGUAAUGGAGGAAGAAGUGAAAAGGGUCACUGAACUAUUCAGAGUCAGUAAAAAUGAACUUGAACAGUGUAAAACAGACUUGCAAAUCAAGGAGAAAGAACUGGAAGAAACACAAAAAGAUCUGCAAGAAACCAAGAUUCAACUGGCGGAAGAAGAAUAUGUUGUUUCAGUUUUGGAAAACACUGAACAAAAACUUCAUGGCACAGCUAGCAAGUUGCUAAGUACAGUUGAAGAAACUACAAGAGAUGUGUCUGGGCUCCAUGCAAAACUGGACCGUAAGAAAGCUGUUGAUCAGCACAAUGCUGUUGUCCAAAAUACUUUUGCAGAACAUAUGGAUGCUUUGUUCAGCAAAAUACAAGAUUCAAUUACUGAAAACAGUUUCAAGCAGCAACAGAUGUUGACAUCUUAUACAAAUUUUAUAGGUGAACUCCUGUCUACCAGUUCUUCUACAGCAGAUACUCUUGCAUCAGUUGUAUCAGCAUCUUUUGCCUCUCUUAAAGAAUUGGUGUCUACUGAAGUUUCUCACAUGUCUGAAAAAAUAACACAGCAUGAGAAUCUAUCACUUGAUUGUAAAGCGGAGCUGCUGAGAUUAAUUGAGGAGCAUCAAACUGGAUUAGGAAGAGCAGUAAAUAGCUUGACACCAAUGGUAGAAUUUGUCUUGGGGUUAAACUGUCAGUUCCAGAGUAACAUGAAGAAAUAUUCUGCUGUGACUGACCAGAUGGAGGGCCAUAAAAAGGAAAUGGAUGCCUUCUUUGGAGAUCUUUUUCUCACUCUGAAAAAAAUACAGGAAGAAACAUCCAGUGGCUUUGCUCAGCUCCAGCAUAAUUGUGACAGUUUAAAAGAAGAAGUGGAAAUGACGAGGUUGGCACAUAGAAAGAGCGCAGCUGAAUUGAUGUCUUCACUGCAAAGCCAGCUUGACCUGUUUACUCAGCAGACUCAGAAGAACUUAACUGAUGUACUCACAAAAAAUGGAAGCCUAAAGACCACCAUUACUGCUAUGCAAGAAAAUGUUCACCUGAAAACUACAGACCUAGUCAGCUUCACAAAUUCCAAUCACAGCAAAUUUACUGCAUCUCUGGAUAAUUUCUCUCAAGAGCUCAGGAGCAUAAAUGCUGAAAACAAGACAAUGCUGGAAGAUUCCAAUGACCACUGUCAACACCUUCUCAGCAAUCUCAAAAAUGUGUCUCAGGAUAUCAAUACAUGGGGUGAAUUUACAACUGCUCAGAUGGUCAACUUUACUAAUCAGCAGCUAAUGUCAUUCAAGGAUGAGAAACAGCAAUUUCAGUAUUUACAAAAGAAAAAUGAAGAAAACUGUGAUAAAGCAGUAGCUGAAGUUGCUGACCACAUUGGCAGACUAAAGGCUGCUGAGGGGAAGGUGCUAAGUGGCCUUCUGGAUCAGAUAAACGUGGAUCAGGAGAUACUUGGAGAGCAGCAGCAGGCACUUAAGGAGGAAGUACAGCAUGGACUAACUCAGGUUAAUGGGUUCCUGCAAAAGGAUCUCAAAGUGGAUGUUCCAACAGGGACAACUCCACAGAGAAAAGACUACUUCUAUCCAGUCACACUCGUGAGAACAGAGCCCCGGGAACUACUUCUGGAGCAAUUAAGGCAAAAGCAACCAAAUUUUGAUGCUGUGGUAAAGGAGGUAGAGGACAAUGCAGGUCAGGACCUGUUGGAAGAAGAAGGAGAGUUGCAAGACCCCAGUGAAAACCUUGCUUGUGACAACUACUUAAUGAAUACAAAUGUAUAUUGCCACACAAAUGGUGGCAUUCCUUUUUUCCAGCGCAAAAGAAAUCUCAAAAAGGGUAAAGAGAACAAAUCUUCAGCUCCAGUGGAGAACAAAAUGGAGGAUAUGACAGAAGAGUUUCUUCAGAAAUCUAAGCAUCCUUUAAGAUUGCUGAACUAAAAUAUAGUCUCUGCAUAUCCGUGUUUUUAAAUAUUUUUAUCUUACUGUCUUACUGAGCCAUAACUUUUUUUGUUAUUCUCAGUGUCUCUAUAUAGUAAUGCAAAAUUGAAUCAAAAGAUUUCCCUGCUCAAUCUCAUGCCUUAGUUCUAUUUUUAUAUAUUGCAGCUUGCAAAGUUUUAAGGAAAAAAUCCUGCAGAUUAUGGUGCUGUUAUGUUAAAUAUAUGUGUAUGUUGUCAAGUAAGAAACUUUCUGUUUCUCAGUAGAUCUAAAAUACCAGAAAGGAAUGUGGAAAUAUGCUUUGUCAGCAUUAUGAGUUACCAUUUUAUGUAUUAAUUGCCUGUAAAUAAGUGUUCUGGUUUUAUACGUGCUUUUUAAUUCCAGUUCCUCUUUUUUUUUCUGUGAUACUUCAAAUAAAUUAACACAUGGAAAACAAAUGUACAAGCACCUCACUCAGAGUAAAACAAACUUACCUAACUUUGUUAUGGUGCCAGGUUUAAUUUAGCUAAAACAUUAUCAGCUAUGCCAUAAGUCUUGUGCUGUCAGAAGAGGAUAGUUCUCUCCCUUGUUUCACAAAAGGCAAUAGCUUUAUUUCAGUGUCUCUUCAUUCUGUGAAGUCUUACUGCUGAAUCUAGAGCUUUUUGUUUGUUUGAAUCUCACUGUUCUUCCUCUUGCAGAUGUGAAGUGUUGGUUGGGACACAAUGUCUAUCAGGUUCUGUAUCAUAAACUGGCAGCAUUUCUUUAAGAUGUAAGGUUCUUAACAUUAAAACAUGGAAACUUGGUUACAAA
Molecule: messenger RNA, 4995 nt
Organism: Oenanthe melanoleuca
Lineage: Eukaryota; Metazoa; Chordata; Aves; Passeriformes; Muscicapidae
Gene: KIF11
Product: kinesin family member 11
Exons: 24
Coding region: 1234-4209 (991 amino acids)
Biological process (GO): mitotic spindle assembly; microtubule-based movement
Cellular component (GO): spindle microtubule; nucleus
Molecular function (GO): ATP binding; microtubule binding; plus-end-directed microtubule motor activity
Source: RefSeq, a predicted model, not a curated record